AUGGAGCGAUGGCUUACGCUUCGCAUCGUCAUCGAAGCUCGCUCGACGACAACGAGUCCAGCUCUCAUACCCACAUCCAUCAAGGCUUCAUCGAUCCAUCUCGACGCCAUGCAUUUCAUCAAGCUUGCCACCGGCACUUUCAUCAUUGCAGCCUCCAGUGCUGCUGCUCAACUCACCUCGGGCCAGAGCCAGACACAGUCUUACGAGCAAGCCUCUAGCAUGACUGUCAAUGCCAUCGUCAAUGACUUCCGAUACAACGGCGAUAUCACUGUCCUUCGUGGACUCAUCGACAUUGCCUUUGCUGCAUUGCAAUCCGAAGCUGCUCUGGUUGCAUCUUGCCUGCAGUCUCCUAGCACUUCAUCGUCCAGCAAAGGCAGUCCAUCUGCUACGUCAGCUCCCGCGUCCACUUCUGCCGCUCCUUCGUCGGCACCGCCUGCGUCACCACCGAAUCCUCCAGCAGCUGGCCCACCUGCUGGUGCGUUGCCGGUUGCACCUCCUGCAGGCAAUGGUCAAUCAGCUGCAUCGCCAUCAGGCGGCAGCAAUGGCCAAUCAUCACCAGGCUCAUCGCCAUCCGCAGGUAGCAACGCUCAAUCACCUUCAUCACCUUCAUCACCCUCAUCGCCGUCUGGGAGCAGCAAUGCACAAUCCUCUGAUCCAUUGGCCAAUCAAGGUAGCUCAGGCUUCUUGACCUCCAUUGUUCCGCUCUCCCGGUCAAGUACAGAUGGAUCGGUCUCUCUUGGUCUACCCAUCAGCAGCUCAAACAUCUCUGGCAUCGCCAACUCGGCGGGCGGCAGCAACCCCAUCGGCGGUCUCGUCUCGGGCGUUGGCAGUGCUGUCACGGGUGCCCUCGGUGGUGUUGCCAGCGCUCUUCCUACACCCCUCGGUGGCAUCGUAUCAGGAGUCAACAGUGUUGCUGGCGGUGCUCUCUCGGGCGUUGGUGGCCUCGUCUCUGGCGUUCUCGCUGGAGGACUCGUUUCCAAUGUCGGUGGAGCUGCUGGCGGCCUCCUCUCUGGCGUUGGUGCUGCUGCAACUGGAGUCAUCGGUGGCGUUGCAAGUGCUCUUCCAGGUCCUCUCGGUGCUCUCUCUGGUGUCGGUGGUGUCGUCUCUGGCGUGCUCGGUGGCGUCGGCGGUGCUGCUGGUGCUCUCCCAACUGCUGUCGGCGGUGCUGUUUCGAACAUUGGUGGAGGUGUCGGCGGAGCUCUCACUGGAGUUGGAGGUGCUGUCACCGGCCUUGUCGGCGGUGUUGCUGGUGCUUUGCCAACUCCUCUCGGUGGCGUCGUUUCUGGUGUUGGAAACGCAGCUGGCGGUGCUGUGUCUGGUGUCGGAGCAGCUGUGUCAGGCCUGCUCGGUGGUGUCGGUGGAGCUGUUGGUGGCCUUUUGGCAAUAACUGGCACACCGUCGCCAGUUUCAGGAGUCGUCGUCAGUGCUACCAAUGGAGCUGUCGCCACUUGCACCAAUCUCAUCUGUCUUCAAGCCUCUCUACCUGGGCUUUUGGGCUUGAACCUCAACGCCAUUCCCACUGGAGGCUCAGGCGGUUCCCUGCUCGACGUCGGUGUCAAGAUCCUUGGUGGUGGCGCCGCACCUGCUGCUGCACCCGCCGUCACAACAAACCUCAAUGCCAUCAUCGCCGCUGCCAGUCAAGUGUCAUCAGUCGCCUCUCUUCCAGGAGUCAUCAGUUUGAGCGCUGGUGCCAUUCCCACAUCAGGUGCAAACCUCGGCAACCUUCUCGGCGUCGGUCUCAACCUGUUCGUCUCUGCAGGCACAGGUUCAGCAAUCGUUGCCGCUGUCACCACAUCCGUUUCAAUCACUCCCAUGUCGGUGGCUGGUCAGCCUUCACCAACUGGACAAUGGGUCCCAAUUACAUCCUGGAUGUACAUUGCUCCAGGUGGCUUGUUCUGA
This is a messenger RNA of Aureobasidium pullulans EXF-150, 1899 nucleotides long. RefSeq lists its product as uncharacterized. Bases 1 to 1899 code for a protein of 632 amino acids. Lineage: Eukaryota; Fungi; Ascomycota; Dothideomycetes; Dothideales; Saccotheciaceae. The transcript is spliced from 9 exons. The record is from RefSeq and is a predicted model, not a curated record.